This is a messenger RNA of Syngnathoides biaculeatus (alligator pipefish), 2306 nucleotides long. It is a transcript of the gene mrpl52, whose product is annotated as mitochondrial ribosomal protein L52. Lineage: Eukaryota; Metazoa; Chordata; Actinopteri; Syngnathiformes; Syngnathidae. Gene Ontology annotation, cellular component: mitochondrial large ribosomal subunit. Gene Ontology annotation, molecular function: structural constituent of ribosome. The record is from RefSeq and is a predicted model, not a curated record. The transcript has 7 exons. Gene Ontology annotation, biological process: mitochondrial translation. The coding region runs from base 1801 to 2214 and encodes 137 amino acids.
AGUAGACGUUGCUGUGCUGGUCCACGGUGAACGGCACCCCGUCCAAGGCCUUGGCGCACACCACGCAGCGGAAGCAGCCGGGAUGGUACGAGUUCCCCAGCGCCUGCAAGAUCUGAGGCCACGACCGCAAACGACGCUCAUCUCACUCCUGAGAGGAAGCCUGCACUCAUGUGUGUUAACUUAUCUGCAAAACGGUGCGAGGACAUCGCCGGGACGGCAGAGGUUUUCCCGAGGAAUAAACCGGCACCCAUCGCCAAACACGUCAUUAGGUAAGUCCGUAUUUUUACGACUCCGAAGUGAAGGGUAAGCGAGCGCUCGGGCGGUCUGAGGCCCCCCCGCCUCGCUCCGUUCCCUGCAAUCUAUUCCGGGAUCUGCCCGUUUAAAUGUUUGUUUUUAGAAUGCGGCUGAGAGUGCCACGCAAACGGAGCAUUCCUGCGCCCGACUCAAAAUUGGCAUGGCUAGAACGCUCCGGGAGACAGACCGACGGACGGACGGAUCGGUGCGGCGAUGCGGGGCUCAGUGUCGAGCCGCUGCUCCUCCGCAUUGAGAGGGCCCAGAUGAGGUGGCUGGGGCAUCUGAUCCGGAGGUGUUCCGGGCACAAGAGACCCCGAGGACGACCCGGGACGCGCUGGAGAGACUGUCUUUCGGCUGGCUUGGGAACGCCUCGGGAUCCCUCCGGAAGAGCUGGAAGAAGUGGCCGGGGAAAGGGAAGUCCGGGUAUCCCUGCUGAAACUACUUCCCCUCCGCGACCUGACCCGGAAAAGCGAUGGAAGAUGCUUUGGAGGUAUGGAUAGAACCCUCCGGUCCUCGAAAUAACCCAUCUGCAAAAACAUCUCUUGAGACGCUUGACUCAAGCAGAGGGACAAAAGCGCAUUACUGUCCGAAAUAUUAUAUUUUUAAAAAACAUGACAUUGGGAGCCGUUUGGGAUGCACGCACUUGCCGGGGAGAGCCGAGCAACGAGAGGCUGCGUUCUGAUCUAGCGCAGAACAGGAGACGACCGAACGCGCUCUUGCCGGUGAGGUCCGCCCCCACUCGGAAAGAGGACGCGUCAGAAUGGCGACUCGCCCGGGGGGGGGGGAGAUCGGCCGCUGCUGCCGCACGCGCACCCGACUGCAAGCCGCGGCCGGCCGAGCAACGCGGAAGAGGAGCCGGCUAAACGCCAAGCGGAACGUGCACACUCACCAGCGAGAUCUAACCUCCGCUUUGACGCUUGCUGCAGUUGCACACGCUCGCUGCCGAGCUCCGCUCCACUCUUACGCGCGCGCUUGUUGGCCAGCGCGUGGGUAAACGACGCAGCCUCGAUGUCGCCGGUGAGUGUGUGCGGCAAACGUCCCAAUAACACCAGACCUCCGGGCUUUCCUUCUCUUCUGCGGCGCUCGCCGGGCUGGCUCUCGUCCUCUCGCCAGCGACUGCGCGCCGCGGCCGGCCGCUGGCUCCCGCUCGCAGGACUGACUCGUCCGGACCGUAAAAAUAAACCGGUGAUUACGGAUCCGGCUGGCGGUUACGCUUACACUAGCCGGCGAGAUGGCGACGGGCGAGACUCGUAUUUCUUCCCAGCAGGCAAAGCGCUGCGCCGUUGCACGUCCCCUGAGGGAAUGCAUACCUGAGCGGAAAAACAGGCUGUAGCGCAACGCCCCUGCAUCCACACACACACUGCGGAGCAUGACUGUGGCCUGAAGUCACCAGGGGGAAAACACACCCUGCCACAAAGAAAUGGAACCGGAUGACGUCGCGUCAUCCGGCGGAUCGCAGACAGAUUGGCGCCGUCCAACGGUCGUUUGGUGUAACUGCAAGGCAACAUGGCGGCCCCGUUGAGAGCGCUGUGUUUCCCCGCCUUAAAACACUGCGGCCGGAGGUUGAGCACGACAACAGGAGCCCAAGCGGGAGAAAAGUGGAGGAAAGAGCACGGACUCGCACGCAGCGGCACCGAAUACGGACCCCUGACUGAUCUUCCGGAUUGGUCUUUUGCAGACGGCAGGCCUGCGCCGCCAAUGAAGGGCACGUUGAGGAGAAGGCGGGAGAGGGAAGAACUAGCGAGGCGCAUCGUCAUGCUCGACUCCGAGAUCGACCGAGGCAUCGAGUCGUGUCGGGAAAGGGACGAGGAAGCGCAAAGACUCCGGGAGCGCCAAAAGUCUCUGCUGCUCAAACCUAAAGGGCACCUCCUCAAGAAGAAGAAGAAGAAGAAGGAGGAGGAGGAGGAACCUCACAGUUAGAAACAGCCUGGUAAAUACUUGUCCCCCCCGCCCCCACCCCAUUUGAACGCAAUAAAUAAUUUCCAGCCACUGGGUUCGUGCAGGCCGUCCUU